This is a messenger RNA of Capronia epimyces CBS 606.96, 2832 nucleotides long. RefSeq lists its product as uncharacterized. Bases 1 to 2832 code for a protein of 943 amino acids. Gene Ontology annotation, cellular component: cytoplasmic vesicle. The record is from RefSeq and is a predicted model, not a curated record. Lineage: Eukaryota; Fungi; Ascomycota; Eurotiomycetes; Chaetothyriales; Herpotrichiellaceae. Gene Ontology annotation, biological process: regulation of Rab protein signal transduction. The transcript has 2 exons.
AUGGGUCCUUCUCUGAGAGGUCAUACCUCGAUGACCUCGAUGGCUCGUCCUCAAACCCGAGAUACCAAUCGCCCGAUCACUAGAGAACAAGUCGACAACACAAUCGUCCCCAGCCGGACAUCGUCUCUUCAUUCACGCAUCACCCAACCUCUACCGUCGAGUCUGGCAAAGACAAACAACAGACCCACACCGAAAACUUUGACGCAUGCGUACAUGGUAUGUGGUGUUGGAAGGGAACCGUCGCAAUGGGUCAAGGCACCACCUCCAUCGCAUGGGAAAAUCCAACAUAUGAAAGGCGCGGUUGGCCAGUUCUGGCUUCCGGAGAUACUGGGGAGCAGUCCUCGACUAGAGAGCGACAACGAGAUUGCACGAGCGCUGCACAGCGCCAUGAGGGCUUGCUUUCCCCAUGAUGUCGAAAUCUGCACUGGUCGAAGCCAGCCGCACUGUGUCCACCACGCCUUUGUUCUCCAACAGGAUUCCCAACAUACCUUGUACGGCAUUGCCCUGCGAGUCUGGUCCCGAGCAGACGAGAAGCGUGCCGAGACCAUUCGUGAGCUUCGCCGCAAGACCGAACCCGAUUAUAGAGAUACUGCCGAUGAGACUUACUGGAUCCCCUACUGCUUGAGUUUCCUUUCGAGGUAUCCUCUAUACAAUCUUCUCGGCGACUACCUUCGCGGAAUGUGGAUUCAUUGGAACAAGGCCACCAACCUUUUCCACGCCGAAGAGGUCUCCCGGAUUCUCAGUUUCCCUGCACCCAGGCUCAACGAUCUGGUCCGCAUCGACAUGAAGGAUUACGCCCUCUGCUAUCAGUUUCCCUCGUCGCCUACUGGUUUCCAGAAUUUUGCCAUGUGGCCCCUAUUCACCUGCCUGAGCAUCCCCAAUAUCGUCGGGCUCCUGGAGGCGGCCGUUUCACCCACUCGACGGAUCAUCCUUACAAGUCAUCACCCGGCAAUGCUUACCAUCGCAGCCGAGACCGUCAGAUUCUGUGUCCGAGUCUACGAGUGGAGCGGGCUCUACGUUCCAGUGGUUCACGCACGAAAUGCCAGUGAGAUGGUCCAGGAGCCAGGCCCAUACAUUCUAGGCAUCACGACCGAGUGCCGAUCACUGUUCCAACCGCCCAAGGAUGCCUUGUUGGUCGACUUGGACCGAAAUCUCGUCAUCACGGAUCACCCCCCCAAUAUCUUGACAGCCGGCCAGCGCACCAAGAUGAUCAAUCGCCUCAUUCAAGCCUUGAACUCCGAUGUGGAGAUCAGUGGUGUUCCACAACAUCUCAAGUCGGCUUAUGGUGGCGGCAAGCUCAUUCCCGCAGGGCAGAUUAUUGUGCUCCGUGGCGAGGUUGAGAGCGUACAAGAUCCGUCUUGGUGGAACCAAGAUGCCGUCAUGGCGGUCAUGGACCAUGUGUGCGAGAAACUCGGACGCAACACCGGUAUGAAGGCGUGGUUUGGUGGGUCGAUGAAGAAACCCUUGAUGACCAAGAUUUCCAUGAGGCACAUGAACGAGAUUGUCCGCGAACGCAACCAGUAUUCGCGGGACGCUCUGGAGGCGUGGCAAGACUUUAUCAACCUCAAGGGCCGGAUGGAUACUGAACUUGCCAAAGUUGCCAAGCGCAACAACUACCUCGAACAAGAAGUUGAAACUUGGAAGUUGCAAUUCCAGAAGUUCCAGGCCUUUGUUGAAUCGCUCAACAAAGAACUGGCCGAACUUCGGGUCAAGAUCGAAUCCCACAAACGCGAGAACCGCCGCCUCACUGGACUUAUUGAUCAACAGAAGGAUGAUGCUGCUCGUCUUGCCCUCCGACUGGCCGGUACUGAGAGACAGCGGGACAAUGCCCUCGAGGCUCUGGUCCUGCAGCAAGGCAUCGCCGAGGAUCUCGAGAAAGAACGGUCCCGCAAUCGGAAAGAAAUUGCCGCCUUGCAGCAUACCAACCAAGCCCUGCAGAGACAGCGGGAUGAGGCCCAGCGUGUGGUCCUCCACCUGCGGUCACUCAUUACUGGGCAAACUCACCAUAUGGAACACAUUGUCCGGUCGAUCGGGUCAGCUUCGGAGCUGGCCGAAUACAUCCACGAAGGUUACGACGAGGAUGAGCUCGAUGGCGAAGAGCAAGAUGAGGACCUGGAAGAUGGUGAGCGAAGUCGACACGUGAGCAGUCGAGCUGGCAAGCGUGCAUCCCGCGUGGGAUCGGUUGACGGGCAAGAUGUCACGCCUUCGAUGGAGAACAAACUGCUUGCCAGCAGCAAGAGAGCCAGCAAGCGUUAUUCUGAUCUCAGCAUGUCGGAUGUGGCUGAUCGACAUCUUCGUGACAAGACGGAUGCCAUUGCCGACAUCAUCCGCAACAUUAGCGAACAAUGUGCCGCUGCCGUGGAAGGGCUCCAGCUCGCCAACGAAGCAGCCGAAGUGGAUGAUGAAGAGGCGGGGGAGCUUGAUGAGGCCGCCGGGGCAUCCCCUUCGACCAACCACACCCGAGAGGACAGUGGGAAUUUGUCCCCUCUCGAUCCUUUCAGCACCGACUCUCGCACCGGGACAGGCCAUUUGACGCCGCAAAGUGACCGCAGUUCGAUCCCACCCACGCCAGAUCUGGUGCACCAGCGAUCUAGCACCGCCUUGAGCAUGGCCAGUACGGCGCCCACCAACUACACCGCUCGGGAAUCAUUAAACCACAACACCCGGGCUGAUCGGACCAAGAUCGUGGAAGUUGAGGACGAGGAAGCGGAGCAGGCUCAUGCUUCGGCCCAGGUCAGCGGUAGUGCGAGUGUCAAAGGGGAGCCUGUCCAUGAGACGAUGAAGCAGCCUACCGUUCGAGAAGCGGUCAUCGGACGCGUCACAGAAGUCUAA